UUUCGGAUGGCGGUGACGUCAUCACCUGGUCAUGCUGCAGACUUGUACGAAACAGUUGUUUUUACAUCAUUUUACAGCCAGUGCGUUGCCCGUGUGUGAAGCCCUCGGACCUGUGGGAGGAUGGGGAUCCUGGAGAAGAUAGCCGAGAUUGAGCGAGAAAUCGCUCGAACUCAGAAAAAUAAAGCGACCGAGUACCAUCUUGGAUUGCUAAAAGCCAAGCUUGCCAAGUACAGAGCCCAGCUCCUGGAGCCUUCAAAAUCAUCUGGAGCCAAAGGUGAAGGCUUUGAUGUUAUGAAAUCAGGUGAUGCCAGGGUGGCUCUAAUUGGAUUCCCAUCCGUUGGCAAGUCUACUUUUCUGAGCUUAAUGACCGCAACGGAAAGCGAAGCAGCUUCAUACGAGUUCACUACACUGACCUGCAUCCCAGGUGUUAUUGAGUAUAAAGGUGCCAACAUACAGUUGCUGGAUUUGCCCGGAAUCAUCGAAGGAGCAGCUCAAGGAAAGGGUAGAGGCAGACAGGUGAUCGCUGUAGCCAGGACUGCGGACGUGGUUAUCAUGAUGCUGGACGCAACCAAAGGUGAUGUGCAAAGGGAACUUCUGGAAAAAGAGCUUGAAUCUGUUGGCAUAAGACUCAACCGGUGCAAACCCAAUAUUUACUUUAAGCCUAAGAAAGGUGGAGGUCUGUCCUUUAAUUCAACAGUUCCUCUCACACAGUGCUCUGAGAAGCUUGUGCAGCUCAUUCUUCAUGAAUACAAAAUCUUCAAUGCUGAAGUUUUGUUUAGAGAAGACUGUACACCCGAUGAAUUUAUUGACGUCCUCGUGGGCAACAGAGUCUACAUGCCUUGUUUAUAUGUGUACAACAAAGUGGACCAGAUCUCAAUAGAGGAAGUAGACCGUCUCGCCCGUCAGGCCAACAGCGUGGUGAUCAGCUGCGGCAUGAAACUGAAUCUAGACUACCUCCUGGAGCAGCUGUGGGAAUACCUGGCUCUGAUCUGCCUUUACACCAAGAAGAGAGGAGAGCGGCCGGACUUUGGUGACCCUAUCAUCAUGAGAAGAGGUGCAUCAGUAGAACAUGUGUGCCACAGGAUCCACAGAACAUUAGCCAGCCAGUUUAAGUACGCACUUGUCUGGGGAACGAGCACGAAGUACAGCCCGCAGCGAGUAGGACUGACGCACAUCAUGGAACACGAGGAUGUAAUUCAGAUCGUGAAGAAAUAAUAAAUCUCACGUCUUCAGCCAUAGGAUCAUGGUAUAAUUAGAAAAGAUAAUUUUUUUUACCCAUUUUUUUUUUUGGAUACAAGUGCUUUAUGCAUUUACUUUAACCAAAUGUCAUUAAAAAGAGAGAGCCUUUAUUGAGCAGUGUGCUAAACAAAACAAGGAUGGAUCGCAAAAUACACAGACCAUGCAGCAAAUAAACAGACACCCGAAGUUUUAUGAUAAAAUGUACACAAAAUAUUGAUUGAGUAAGGUUUAGCUAUUAAUACAUUAAUAAUACCUUUGCCGAUUUUCCUUUAGUGGUUUUAAGAGCAACACCUGGCCUUGGCAUAGAGUUAGAGUUUUUGUUCUUAACCUUGAACAGCACAAAGGCAUCAUCUUGAAGACUAAAGGUGACCAGGUCGUGUCUCCGCUGGUGUUUUAUUUUUUUUCUUUAAACUGAAAACUCUAUAAUACUGUUAAAUGCAGGAAGGGGGAUUCCAGAAUUCCUAUCCGUUUGUUUCCAUCGUCAGAAUGAACAACAAUCCAAAAUUUUCACUUCUAGACGGGAAAUUAAAGUCAUGAUAAUGGGAAAGAUAUAAAACUGUUGCUGUCUAUUUACUUCUUUCAUGUCUGUCUAAAACCCAUAUACAUCAAAGCAAGACAUGGUUUAGAAUGUCUACCCUCACUGUAUAUUUGCAAUACAGAAAAACAGACAUUCAAGUCAAACUGGGACUAAUGAUUGUGCAGAAUAACCGAACACAGUUAUGAGGUGACUGUGGUUUUCCUUCCACAUUCCCCAUACAUGCAGAUUAGGCUUACUAGCAUGUCCAAAUUGCCCAUGUAUUGUGUGCGCUUGUGUUCCCUGCAAAGGAUCGGCACCCCGUCCAGAGUGUACCCCACUUCAUAUGCCCCGAGUUCCAUGCGGUAGCCCCUUCAGACCUUCCACGACCCUGUACAGAAUAAGCAGUGUAGAGAGUGAAUAAAUUAAAAACUCCCUUUAUUUCUCUAUAUAGUCCCCUGCUACACUAAUGCACUUAUGCCUGAGUUUCACUAGUGCUUGGAAUGUUUUCUCAGUGUGCUGGAGCCAUGAAUUCUUGAAACGCCAGCCUCCCAGGAACUCCUUUAAUGUUUGCCCAAACAUGUGGAAAUGUCUUGGAUUGAGGUCAGGACUGUCCAGGGGACGUGGCGAUAACUUCCAGCCGAGUUCUGUAAUGUUCACACAGACAGAUUUUCUCUUCCACAAGUUGGCGACAAGUCACCUGUCGAUUUUCAGUGAUCAGGCUUUUACCCGCUGAGACUACAGUGAGCUCCAAGUCGCCACGGCCAAGAUUGUCAUUCACAGACAUGCUGCCUUCUUUAAAACAUUCGCAAUGUUCAUAUGUAUUACUGCAGCUAAGAGUCUCAUCACCGUACUGUGCUUGAAGUCAUCUGUAAAUGUCAAUCUUUUUUAUUUUAUUUUUUACUUCAUUCACAUGAAAUUUCAUCACAAGUCCUGGUUUGACUUGAACGCUCCUGGUCGAUAUUUGGCAGCAGGUUAAUAUUUUGUACUGCUUACAAACCAGUACUCCUGUCAAGUAAAAAAUUAAAAUAAAAAAUUCAAAAAUGAAAACGAGUGACUUGUCAGUAAGAGAUAUAAAAACGCUCAUUGUCUUUGAUAAAUAAAAUAUUAACAAGA
Messenger RNA from Clarias gariepinus (North African catfish), 2869 nucleotides. RefSeq names its product developmentally regulated GTP binding protein 2 (gene drg2). The coding region runs from base 121 to 1215 and encodes 364 amino acids. Gene Ontology annotation, molecular function: GTP binding; GTPase activity. Lineage: Eukaryota; Metazoa; Chordata; Actinopteri; Siluriformes; Clariidae. The record is from RefSeq and is a predicted model, not a curated record. The transcript has 13 exons. Gene Ontology annotation, cellular component: cytoplasm. Gene Ontology annotation, biological process: cytoplasmic translation.